UUUCAAAAAAUUGAUAGAUGAGGUUGAGGUUGUUUGUUAGUUAGUUUCUAUUCUAAUUUUGUUUUAGUUUUUUUCAGGUCAGUAAUGGAUACAAGCUUCGAUUUAGUGGCUCUACUGAAGCAGCAACCAACUACGAAGAAGAGCCAUAAAAUAAGGCCUACGCAGUUUGUGAGCGUAGCCGGAGGGGUCCAAAAGAGAUUGGAGACCAAUAUCAAGAAUAGAAAGAGCAGUCGCUUCUCUGUAUUUGACAGAAUCAGAAAUAUCACAAAAUGCGAGAGCCCCAAGGCACAAAAUCUUUCCGAUGCCCAGCAGAAAGCACUGCACAGAAAACAACAGUUGGAGAAAUGGAAGGAAGAGAAGGACAAGAAGAAAAAGGAGGCUGCAGCACAGAAAAAGAAGCCAUUUGUUGCCGGAGUGUCUCAGAGAAAGACGUUUGGGCCUCCACCACCUCCCCCUAAGCCAAUGCCGAGUUCAUCAGGACGAGUCACAAGGUCCCAAGCGCGUCAAAAGACUGAAUCAAAGCCCUCAAAUGCAAAAACAAAAUCCUUUGCACCAAGUAAUGCCGCUUUCAAACCUUCUAUCUUCUUAAACACUGAAGUUCCCACCCUGGCACCUAUAAACAAAAAAAAAGCCAGUAAACCGAAAUCUAACAUAACUUUUGAACCUGUGCUACCCAAAAAUUUGCAGAAAGAGACCAAGACCACCCGAACAACAAGAGCCAGACCAGUCGCAAAUAAACCAGUAGUAGAUAACAUGAAAAAGCCAUAUGAAAAAACCAAACCCAAAAUGCCAGUCAAACCACCACCACUGAAACAACAGAUGUUCCAAAGCAGUUCGUCCAGCAGUGAUAUGGAACAGCCCAGUAAACAAAGAAGUAAGCCAAGCCGAAAAUCUGUUAUUAAAACUCAGGAAAAACCAGUGCCAAUGGCACAAACCUCUGACUCCCAGGAUUCAGCCUGCAACAUGCAAGAGACUGCAUCUAUGUCAUCCGUAGAUUCACAAUUGUCAUCCCAAGACUCACAAGAUGCUGUAAUGUCCCAAGACACAGCAUCAAUGUCAUCACAAGAUGAACUAAGUACUCCCAGGAACAAGGUCCCUAAGAGUGAGUCUAGUUCUGAAGAGAAGCUUCGUUCUCCAAAGGCGGUUGAUGUGCCGCUGACUCCGGAACAGAUUGCGGAAGAGGCUAAGAAUAUCAGUCCGUGCGUCACUAUGUCACGAGGAAAGGAUAAUGCCAGGAAAGAGAUGAAGAAAAAACUGGAAGAAGGACUGUUGGAUGAGGAUAACAGCAACAUGGAAAGCGUGAACCACUUCCGUCGCCAGCUGAACUCUGAGAUCGCUCGCAUUACUGCCAUGUGCGAGACUUGGGACCAGAUCUUUGCUCAGACUGUACUGCCGGAGCCUGUCCAGGAGUUAGUGUUAACAGCAGUAGGGCAGGCGCGGCUGCUGAUGUCGCAGAAGAUGCAGCAGUUCGCGGGGCUGGUGGAGCGCUGCGCGCGGCCCGCGCCCGGCGCCGCGCUCGUCACGCCGGCCGACCUGCACGGCUUCUGGGACAUGGUGUUCAUGCAGGUAGAAAAUGUGGACAUGCGCUUCAAGAAUCUCGAAGAGUUACGGUUACGGGACUGGAUCGAGGAGCAAAAGCCAGUGGCCAAGAAAGUGGUCGCCAAGCCGGCGGCCAAGAAAGUAGCUGCCAAGCCCACUGGAGGGCCCAGCCGACUCAGGGAGAUGAUUGCUGCCGCAAGAAAAGCAAAGAAGGACCAAGAAUCUCAAUCCGAAACCUCGGAAUCGGAGAAAUCUGAGCCAACAACAUCCCCUGAAACCAGAACAUUUGAGGCCGGUUUCUUCAAAAUCAGCUCCCCGAUGAAGCGAGGGUCUCCGGCCCCGGGCACACCCAACAACAGGCCUAGUUUGCUGAAAACUGUACUCUCCAGUGAAGCCAAGAAAUCUGUGUCUAAGGACUCGACGUCGUUCGCCAUGCUGCGAGCAUCGUUGAUGAGCAAGAACGUGGACAUCGAAGGCGUGUCCCCUCUCAUGCAAACCCCAACCAUCACCCCGGUGAACCUCUACGCAACCCCGGCGCGCAGCAUCCUGAAGCAGAACCCCGUCAGCAGCAAGAAACCGGACAAACUCAAGACCGUGCUGUUCCACGACGAACCCUCCAGCCCCACGUCUUACACCAGCUGUGAGAAGGAGACAGAAGUAGAGACGGGGAUAGCGCCGUUGCCGGCCGAGGACAAGGAGAAUGCAGCUACGCCGAAACAAACUUCGACAAGAAAAUCAAGCUGUGAGAAGGAGACAGAAGUAGAGACGGGGAUAGCGCCGUUGCCGGCCGAGGACAAGGAGAAUACAGCUAUUACGCCGAAACAAGCUUCCACAAGAAAGUCAAGCUGUGAGAAGGAGACGGAAGUAGAAACGGGGAUAGCGCCGUUGCCGGCCGAGGACAAGGAGAAUGCAGCUACGCCGAAACAAACUUCGACAAGAAAAUCAAGCUGUGAGAAGGAGACGGAAGUAGAGACGGGGAUAGCGCCGUUGCCGGCCGAGGACAAGGAGAAUGCAGCUACGCCGAAACAAGCUUCGACAAGAAAAUCAAGCUGUGAGAAAGAGACAGAAGUAGAGACGGGGAUAGCGCCGUUGCCGGCCGAGGACAAGGAGAAUACAGCUACGCCGAAACAAGCUUCCUCGAGAAAGUCUAGGCUAUCUAGACAAAACGCCGAAGAGGAGCCCAGCCCGGCCAUGACCCGCAGCCGCCGCAAGAGCGCACAAACCCCCCUAGUAGAGACCGAGGUAGAAAAGAAACGCACCACGAGGAAGAGCGCACAGACCCCUUUAGAAGAGUCCGACGCCAAUGUAGAAAAACGCUCUACAAGGAAGAAGGCUCAGACCCCUUUAGUAGAGUCCGACGCUAAUGUGGAGAAAAAACGCUCUACAAGGAAGAAGGAUGUUCAGGCGCAGGAAACUGAGACGCCUAAGCGGUCGACGCGGAGACGAAAGAGCGCUGUAGCUGUGUAAAACCUCUUCUGGUAGGCUUGGAUAAUGACUAG
Cydia fagiglandana is the source of this 3038-nucleotide messenger RNA. RefSeq names its product disks large-associated protein 5 (gene mars). The coding region runs from base 85 to 3006 and encodes 973 amino acids. Lineage: Eukaryota; Metazoa; Arthropoda; Insecta; Lepidoptera; Tortricidae. The record is from RefSeq and is a predicted model, not a curated record. Gene Ontology annotation, biological process: signaling. The transcript has 14 exons.